AUGAGGCAGUACCAUCUGAACCGCUUAGGGGACUUAAUAUUUAGCAAUCCCGGCGCAGUAGAUGAGGCGUGUAAUGAUGGCACAAAGCCAAACCCUGAAGUUGGCAGGGCAGAGGAGAAUCCUGAGAGGGGAAAUUGGACCAGUAAAAGAGAGUAUAUGCUGUCCAUGAUAGGAUACGCAGUUGGCCUUGGAAAUGUGUGGAGAUUUCCUUAUUUGACCUACAAACAUGGAGGAGGUGCCUUUCUUAUUCCUUACACCAUUAUGUUAGCUGUGGCCGGGCUACCCCUUUUCUUCAUGGAGAGCUCCUUUGGACAGUUCUGUAGUCAAGGACCCAUCAAUGUGUGGAAAGCCGUGCCAAUACUGCAAGGGGUUGGCAUCACAAUGCUGCUUGUUAGCACUUUCGUGUCAAUCUACUAUAAUGUCAUCAUUGCUUACAGUCUCUACUACUUGUUUGCAUCAUUUCAAUACCCUUUACCAUGGAGUGACUGCUUCAGCUGGUCUGAUGGAAACUGCAGCACUACCUCUAAAGAAAUUUGCAAUAUGACUUCUCACAAUGAGAGUUCAAAUGGAAUAUUAGACAAGAACCAAACCUGUCCUGUAGAAAACCUCCUGAUUAUUGCUGCACAAAGCCCAAGUGAGCAGUAUUGGGAUUCGGUGGCUCUUCAGCGCACCAGUAGCAUGGAUGAAACUGGACCAGUUGUUUGGCACCUGGCCCUCUGUCUGCUAUUGGCUUGGAUCAUCAUUGGAGCCGCACUAUACAAGGGCAUCAAGUCUUCUGGAAAAGUGGUGUAUUUCACGGCUACAUUCCCCUAUGUGGUCUUGGUGAUUCUCCUGGUGCGAGGGGUUACCCUAGAGGGAGCAAGAAAUGGCAUUGAGUAUUACAUUGGCUCCCAGUCUAACCUCACCAAACUGUCGGAAGCAGAGGUGUGGAAGGAUGCAGCGACACAAAUAUUCUACUCCCUCUCCAUCGCUUGGGGUGGUUUGAUGGCCCUGUCAUCAUACAACAAGUUUCACAACAACAGCUAUCAAGAUUCCAUAAUUGUCUGUGUCACAAACUGUGGUACAAGUGUCUUUGCUGGCUUUGCUAUUUUCUCUAUUUUGGGACACAUGGCUCAUGUCUAUGGAAGGCCGGUAUCAGAGGUUGCCCAAGCUGGCUUUGGACUGGCUUUCAUUGCAUACCCUGAUGCUCUCUCACAACUGCCCAUAUCCCCUCUAUGGUCUAUCCUCUUCUUCUUCAUGCUGUUGACUCUUGGCUUGGAUUCCCAGUUUGCUGGUAUAGAGGUCAUCACAACCUGUCUCGAGGAUGCCUUCCCAAAAGUUUUAAAGGCCAAGCGUGCUCUCACCACUAUAGCCAUCUGCUUUGUCCUCUUCCUGCUUGGCUUACCAUGUGUCACUGGGGCAGGUAUAUACUGGGUGAGUCUGAUUGACCAUUUCUGUGGUGGCUGGGUUCUCUUGGUUUCUGGACUGUUGGAGCUACUUGGGCUUUCCUAUAUAUAUGGUAUUAAUCGGUUCAUUAAAGACAUUGAAAUGAUGAUUGGGCCCAAGAGCUCUCUCUUCUGGUUAUGGUGGAGGGCUUGCUGGUUUUGUAUCUCUCCAGUUGUUUUGUUGGUAAUACUUGGAUGGUCCCUGUACACAUUCCAGCCCCCUACAUAUGGCUCAGUGUCAUAUCCAGAAUGGGGCAUUGCCCUCGGCUGGUGUAUAGCUGUCUUCUGCCUAAUCUGGAUCCCCAUUGUGGCGGUCUGGAAGGUAGCCAAAGGUAGUGGGGGACCCUGGCAGCGUGUGAAAGCGGCAUGCAGAGCCACAGAAGACUGGGGACCUUACUUAGACUGCCACAGGGGGGAACGGUACAGUCAGCAACGGAGAGGGGAAACAACUGUGGAUCAACAGAACACCAAUGUGUUUGUUAUCUCAGAUCCGUCAACGGGUUGUAAAACCUGA
This is a messenger RNA of Chanos chanos (milkfish), 1938 nucleotides long. Its product is annotated as sodium- and chloride-dependent neutral and basic amino acid transporter B(0+)-like. Bases 1 to 1938 code for a protein of 645 amino acids. Gene Ontology annotation, biological process: sodium ion transmembrane transport; beta-alanine transport; amino acid import across plasma membrane. NCBI's taxonomy places the organism in Eukaryota, Metazoa, Chordata, Actinopteri, Gonorynchiformes, Chanidae. Gene Ontology annotation, cellular component: plasma membrane. Gene Ontology annotation, molecular function: branched-chain amino acid:sodium symporter activity; (R)-carnitine transmembrane transporter activity; beta-alanine transmembrane transporter activity. The record is from RefSeq and is a predicted model, not a curated record. The transcript is spliced from 14 exons.